AUGGAAAAGUAUGCUCUAAAAAAUAUAAACCAGGGCUCGACACUAACUCUUCAACUCAUUAGCCAAGUGGAUAGUGGAUGGGACGACCCACUCCCAGACAGUCUCCUACAAAAGUGGCAGCGAUGGCGAGACUCCCUCGCCGAAUUAGAAAGGGUCACAGUGCCCCGAUGUUACCACCCAGCAGAUUUUGGUAGAGUCGCUCAGGCAGAACUACACGCAUUCUCCGACGCUAGUAAAGAUGCCAUAGGAGCCUGCGUUUACUUACGCUUAGUCAACGAUGGCGGAGAGGUAGCCACGUCCCUUGUGUUUGGCCAAUCAAAGGUUGCUCCCCUACAGACUACAAGCAUCCCACGUCUGGAGCUCUGUGGAGCCGUGCUAGCCACACAAGCCGUCGCUAGAAUAUUGAAAGAAAUAGACAUCCAAAUAGAUAACAUUAAGUUCUACACCGACUCGAAGGCAACUCUUGGCUACAUCCAAAACGAGAGCCGAAGGUUCUAUGUCUACGUCGCCAACCGAGUAGAAAUUAUCCGUAGGGUCUCCUCACCCGAUCAGUGGAGGUACAUUGAGACAAGUGACAAUCCCGCGGACCUAGCCACACGUUGCCUCAAUGCGAGUAGUCUGGCCGACUCAGCCUGGCUGAAGGGACCGAGAUUUCUCAGAAACCCAGACGCGGUACAGCCUCAACGAGAGAAUAUUCAACUAGCCGAAGACGAUCCCGAAGUUCGAAGAGAAGUGAUAGCCCACGCAUCAUGCAUAUAUAAAUGCAGAGGCCUCGGAGCGGAGAGAUUUUCACGUUUCUCCAACCUCCACUCCCUAAAACGCGCGAUUGCACGCCUCAUUGUCAAAGUUAAAGAGUUCAGGCGUCAAAAGAAUGAACAAAGGCCACCGAAAGCCAGACAAACCUUCAGGAGUCCUACAGCAAACGAGCUAAAUCAGGCAAUGGACGCGAUAAUCCGGGCAGCACAGAAGGAAGCCUUUGGCGCAGAGUUAACGAACAAAGAUCUCACGGAACAGAAAGAAGGGGAAAGAUAUCAGAACACGGUAAGGAAGACAGCCCUGAAGGGCUCCCAGUUUUACGCGCUUGACCCGUUUAUCGACGCCAAUGGAAUUGUUCGGGUGGGAGGACGACUUAGGAGAGCAGAAAUGGAGUAUGGAGAGAAGCACAAAUGCAAUCUUACCAAAAAACCACCAUGUGUCCGUCCUGGUAAUUCGAUAUUACCACAAAGAGGUCCAUCGCCAGGAUCGACAGAUCAUGAGUGGCAAAAUUCGCCAAGCCGGCUAUUGGCUGAUUGGAGGUCACCGCAUGGUAGCGAAGGAAUUAGCUUCUUGUGUGCCCUGCAAGAAGCUGAGAGGCCCCCACGUAAUCCAGAAAAUGGCUGA
This is a messenger RNA of Stylophora pistillata, 1380 nucleotides long. RefSeq lists its product as uncharacterized. Gene Ontology annotation, molecular function: nucleic acid binding. Gene Ontology annotation, biological process: DNA integration. The record is from RefSeq and is a predicted model, not a curated record. NCBI's taxonomy places the organism in Eukaryota, Metazoa, Cnidaria, Anthozoa, Scleractinia, Pocilloporidae.